CAUUUGUGAAUCAGUUGAAUCAGUUGGCAGCAGAACGCACAACUAGUAACAUACACAAAUUAUCAAAUUUUAUAUUAUAUUAAAAAAGCAACUAUGGCUGAUAUAUCCAAGGACGAACUUCGUAAAGAGAUUACCGCUAUCCUCAAGGAUGCUGAUCUCACGACAAUGUCUGCCAAAAAAGUACGACAAAAUAUUGAAGAAAAAUUAGACAUUGAUCUUUCAUCAAGAAAAAAAGAAGUUGAUGAUCUUGUAAUGGACCAUCUCCAAGAAAAACAAGAUGAUGGUGGAAAAAAAAAGAAAAAAGCAGCAAGUGAAGAAUCAGAAGAAGGUGAAGAGGAAGAAGAAGAAGAAGAUGAAGCAUCUGAAGAGGAAGAAGAAGAAGAAAAAAAACCAGCAAAACGUGGACCACCAAAAAAAACACCAUCAAAACGUAAGAAGGGUUCAUCAGAUGAUGAUGAAAGUGGUAGUGAUGAUGAUGCUAGUGAUGAGGAAUACAGUCCAAAAAAAGUUGCCAAGGUUACACCAAAAAAAGGUAAACCAGCAGCUAAAAAAGGCAAAGGUAAAGGCAAAGGUAGUGAUAGCGACAGUGAUGAAGAUUGGGGUAAAAGCAAAAAACCAGCAGCUGGUGCUAAAAAAGGACCAGGUAAAGGAAAAGGUGGUUACACAAGAGCAAUACCAUUGUCACCAGAAUUAGCAGCUAUUGUUGGUGCUGAAGCGAUGGCAAGAGGUGAAGUUGUUAAAAAAGUUUGGGCAAUCAUCAGAGAAAGAAACUUAUAUGACCCAAAAAAUAAGCAAUAUGCCAUUUGCGAUGAUGAAUUGAUGAAAGUCAUUGGUGUCAAACGUUUCAGAACCUUUGGUAUGAUGAAAUAUCUUAAAAGUCACUUCGUAGGUUAAUAAUCUUUUUGAUUUAAAACAAAAAAAAAAAAAAAAAAAAAUUUUUAA
This is a messenger RNA of Aphidius gifuensis, 942 nucleotides long. RefSeq names its product upstream activation factor subunit spp27 (gene Non2). Bases 94 to 894 code for a protein of 266 amino acids. The transcript is spliced from 5 exons. Gene Ontology annotation, cellular component: nucleus. The record is from RefSeq and is a predicted model, not a curated record. NCBI's taxonomy places the organism in Eukaryota, Metazoa, Arthropoda, Insecta, Hymenoptera, Braconidae.